This is a messenger RNA of Daucus carota subsp. sativus, 2243 nucleotides long. Its product is annotated as probable inactive receptor kinase At1g27190. The record is from RefSeq and is a predicted model, not a curated record. The coding region runs from base 171 to 1994 and encodes 607 amino acids. Gene Ontology annotation, biological process: protein phosphorylation. The transcript has a single exon. Gene Ontology annotation, cellular component: membrane. Lineage: Eukaryota; Viridiplantae; Streptophyta; Magnoliopsida; Apiales; Apiaceae. Gene Ontology annotation, molecular function: protein binding; protein kinase activity; ATP binding.
CAACUCAAUUAAUGUACUCUCAAUCUCUCUCUUCCUCUCUUCUCUCUCUCUCUCUAUUUUGAUGUUUUCAAUAUGAGUCAAUGACCCCUAUCCAUUUUCUCCUUCAUUUCCACUCAACACUUCGCACCCACUAAUCAAAAUCAUAACUUUAGGCCCUUCAAAUCACCACUAUGAAAAUACACCCACUCUUCUUCAUUUUUUUCACCACAACUAUCCUUUUUUUCUUCACUUCAGCCAUUGAAGAUGAUGUCAAAUGUCUUCAAGGUAUCCAAUCUGCAUUCACAGAUCCACAAGACAAGCUCAGAUGGAGCUUUGACAACACCUCUGUCACCUCCAUUUGUCAACUCACCGGAGUUUCUUGCUGGAAUGAGAAGGAGAUUAGGCUUAUUAGUCUUCAACUUCCGGCUAUGGGCCUCGCCGGAACCCUACCGGAAUCUUUGAAGUUUUGCCGGAGCUUACAGACUUUGGAUCUUUCUGGGAAUCAGAUAUCUGGUAUGAUUCCCCAACAGAUUUGUACUUGGUUGCCUUAUUUGGUUACUCUAGAUGUUUCAAGUAAUGAUUUUUCGGGUUCUAUUCCGAGUGCGUUGGUGAAUUGUAAGUUCUUGAAUAAUUUGAUUUUGAGUAAUAAUAAGUUGUCUGGUUCUAUUCCUUAUGAGAUUGGGAGGUUGGAUAGGCUCAAGAGGUUUGUGGUUUCGGGUAAUGAUCUUUCAGGGGAUAUUCCGGAGGAUUUGUCGAGAUUUCAGGAGGAGGAUUUUGAGGGGAAUAAUGGGCUUUGUGGGAAGCCAGUUGGGGGGAAAUGUGGUGGUAUGGGGAGUAAGAAUUUAGCUGUUAUUAUUGCUGCUGGGGUUUUCGGGGCAUUGGGAUCGUUGGUUAUAGGAUUUGGGUGUUGGUGGUGGUUUUUUGUUAGGGGGAACCGGAAGAAGAGGGAGGAGAGAGGUGUUGGUGGUGGGAAGGAUGGUAGAAGUUGGGUUGAGAGAUUGAGAGCUCAUAGGCUUGUUCAGGUUUCGUUGUUUCAGAAACCUAUUGUCAAAGUUAAGGUGAAUGAUUUGAUUGUGGCGACUGAUGAUUUUAGUGAUGAUAAUAUUGUCAUUACAACAAGGACCGGGGUCUCGUAUAAGGCUAUUUUGUCGGAUGGAUCUGCAUUGGCGAUUAAGAGAUUGAGUGCUUGCAAGCUUAACGAGAAGCAAUUUAGGUCGGAAAUGAAUCGAUUAGGGCAGCUAAGACAUCCUAAUCUGGUGCCUUUGUUGGGUUUUUGUGUUGUGGAAGAUGAAAGGCUUUUGGUGUAUAAGCAUAUGCCUAAUAGUAGUUUGUAUUCACUAUUGUACUUGGGUGUUGCUCCGACUAGUAAUAGUUUCUUGCUAGAUUGGCCUGCUAGGUUUAGAAUUGGUUUUGGUGCAGCUAGGGGACUCGCUUGGCUUCACCACGGAUGUCAGCCCCCCUACCUCCAUCAGAAUAUAAGCUCGAAUGUGAUUCUUCUUGAUGAUGAUUAUGAUGCUCGCAUAACAGAUUUUGGAUUGGCGAGGCUUGUGGGUUCAGUUGACUCUAACGAUAGUUCAUUUGUAAAUGGUGACUUAGGGGAGUUUGGAUAUGUGGCUCCUGAAUAUUCAAGUACUAUGGUUGCCUCGAUGAAAGGGGAUGUUUAUAGUUUUGGAGUAGUACUUUUGGAGUUGGUAACAGGACAAAAGCCUCUCGAGGUGAGUAAUGCAGGGGAAGGAUUCAAAGGACAUCUGGUGGAUUGGGUUAAUCAGCUAGCUAGUGUUGGUCGAACUAAGGAUGUUAUCGAUAAUUCACUUCGUGGAAAAGGUAAUGACGACCAAAUCUUGCAAUUUCUAAAAAUCGCUUGUACUUGUGUGAUGUCAAGGCCAAAAGAAAGACCUUCUAUGUAUCAAGUUUACCAGUCAUUAAGGAGCAUGGGUGCGGAUCACGGAUGCUUGGAACAAUUCGACGAAUUUCCAUUGAACUUUGGCAAGCAAGAACAUGACCACAAGGAUUAGCUUGUCGUCAUAAAUGUAAUCCUUGUGGUCAUGAAUGUGUACAAGCAUACACUGUUGCCAGCUUUCAACAUUUCUGUGAUGACAGAUUCAGCAAGUAGGUUUUUCUUUGUAUGCUCAAUUAUUAGAUAAGGUUGUAAAAUAUAGUUGCCAAAUGCCUGGACUUGCAUCUCAAAUUGUACCUGUUUCCAUUCUUGCAGAAGCUACUGAUGUAUGUUCUAGAUAAUUGCAGCAUAACCAAUUAUGUGCCUA